This is a messenger RNA of Cyprinodon variegatus (sheepshead minnow), 3545 nucleotides long. Its product is annotated as solute carrier family 41 member 1-like. The record is from RefSeq and is a predicted model, not a curated record. Bases 237 to 1697 code for a protein of 486 amino acids. NCBI's taxonomy places the organism in Eukaryota, Metazoa, Chordata, Actinopteri, Cyprinodontiformes, Cyprinodontidae. Gene Ontology annotation, molecular function: monoatomic cation transmembrane transporter activity. The transcript has 12 exons. Gene Ontology annotation, biological process: monoatomic cation transport. Gene Ontology annotation, cellular component: plasma membrane.
GGCCUUAUCUUCAAACGUAUAUGAGAAAAUGGAACUAUAGCCUUACUUUAGGUAUAGAAACAUACACACAUAGUAUAGUAGGCAUACAGAGUUAUUUCUGGGACCUUGGAUCAACCUCCAUUUUGCCCAGACUGUUUGGAGAACUAAGGCUGAAGACAAAAGUAAGAGAAAAAAGGCAGUGGAAGCUUACAGAUUAAACCAACCCAGCCUGCCUUGUCAAAAUUACCGCAGCCAUCAUGCCUGGUGAUGAUAAACCACAACAGACCCGCCACAGGAAGAAGAACAAAAAGUCCCGCUCCAAGGGGAAGAGUCCUGGCGGGAGUCCUCACGCUCCCAUUCAAGACAUCUUAGAUGCACAAGAUGAUCUCAUAUCCUCCCAUAUUCUUCAGCCUUCUAAGAAGCUUCUGGAGGAGAGGCCCAAAGGUUCAGUCACCAAAGUGGAGGAGGAGUCGGCCAUACUGAUAUGUCUUCAGGUGCUGUUCCCCUACCUGCUGGCUGGGAUGGGGAUGGUAAUGGCUGGGAUGGUGCUGGACAAUGUACAGCAUUGGGAAGUGUUUAAAGUGAUAACCGAAGUUUUCAUCCUGGUUCCUGCUCUUGUCGGACUCAAGGGAAACCUGGAGAUGACCCUGGCUGCUCGGCUGUCCACUGCUGCCAACACAGGCCAGAUGGAUGAUCCUGACAAACAGUGGACCAUGGUGUGCAGCAACCUGGCUCUCAUUCAGGUUCAGGCCACGGUGGUGGGAUUCCUGGCAGCCGUGGCAGCCAUUUGUUUAGGUGCAAUCUCCAGGGGAGGGGUUGAACUGGACCAGGCAGCUGUCCUGUGUGCAAGCAGCAUUACCACCGCCUUCGUAGCUGCUCUCUCAUUGGGCUUGGUGAUGAUCGGAGUUAUCAUCGGCUCCAGGAAAGUGGGAAUCAACCCAGACAACGUGGCCACACCCAUUGCUGCCAGCCUGGGUGACCUCAUCACGCUGUCCCUGCUGGCGGGGGUCAGCAGCACGCUCUACGAGUACAGAGACAUCUGGUACCUGUCCCCCUCGGUGUGCCUGGUUUUCCUGGCUUUGAUUCCACUGUGGGUGGUGUUAGCCCGACGGAGUCCACAGAUCAGAGAGGUUCUCCGCUCAGGCUGGCAGCCUGUCAUAGUCGCCAUGUCCAUUAGCAGUUUCGGAGGCCUUAUACUGGACAGGACUGUGAGUGACCCCAACUUUGAGGGCAUGGCUGUCUUCACACCUGUUAUUAACGGAGUGGGUGGAAACCUGGUGGCCAUUCAGGCCAGCAGGAUCUCUACAUACCUGCACUUCUGGAGCAUCCCAGGUGUGCUUCCCAGUAAAAUGAGCCAGCACUGGCCCAAUCCAUGCAGCACCUUCUUCUCAUCAGGGGUAAACUCUAAGUCGGCGCGGGUUCUACUGAUGCUGGUCAUACCCGGGCAUCUCGUCUUCCUCUACGCCAUCUCUCUGCUGCAGGGAGAGGAGGCUCCUGUCACUCUACCCUUCACCAUCUGCUACCUGUGUGCUGCCCUGCUGCAGGUGGCCAUCCUUCUUUAUGUUGCCGAUCUCAUCGUCCGUUUCAUGUGGAGAAGAAGUCUGGACCCCGACAACUUCUCCAUCCCUUACCUGACAGCUCUGGGGGACCUGCUGGGCACCGGCUUCCUGGCCCUCUGCUUCCGCUGCGUCUCUCUGAUCCAGAGUUUGGGCCUGUGAAGUUUUUUUCCACUAAUCUCUGAACACUAAGAUUCUUAUAAAAGUUUUAUAGUUUCUUUACAUCUUUACCACUGAGCCAGUUCAAACCGAAUUGUUUAAAAUCCUCGUCUUUAUUUUACACUCUAGUACCUCCAUGUUGUUCUUUGCCUCAAUGCUUUGUUUGACAAAGCGUCUGUCAUCGCACUUUUAUAAACAAAUAGACCUCCUGCUAUAAAUAUUUCAGUUUGGUUUCCUCUGUUUGCCGGAGGAACAUCAAGUGAGUCACUACAGUGAGCAGCUGGUGCAUUUUUGGACUUUGAAGUUGGCUGCUCAGAAAAGCAACUACUUUGAUUGAUUAUCUCUACAUGCAUCGCAUUUAAACCAUAUCUACAGGAGGACAUACAGACCUAUCAGUGAGAGUAGGAAGUUUUUAAUCUCACUGGUGCACAUCUAAUUACUGGAACAGUAGGUAAAGUAGAUAGGAGAUGUUUGUUAAAGGUUCUAAUCUCCUUUCCUUACAAAUCCGACUUUAUUCACUAACAAUCAUCAAAACGAUCAAAUCAAAUUGUAUCACAUGAUAAAAGAGACAAAUAGAAGAACCAGCUGUUGACCUUAAAUGUUUUUUUCAUCCUGAGCGGCGACCAGUCGUUCAGAGAUUUUAAAACCGAAUCUGUUUUUAAUCGAGGAACACAAGUUUUUAUUAUGAAGAAUAAAAACUGUAGUAGGAAGCCUAUCAAAGCCGACGGCCGAUUUGUCGUUUUUCUUCCUUCCGAUUCCAGCAGCAAUUGCAGCUCACAUCCUGAUCAGGAUUUGGUUUUGAUUUUUUUUUUUUAUGCAACCCUCCAUGAAUUUUUUUAAUGCUUUGUUUCCUUACCUGCAGUAGACAGAUGUCAUAUCACAGUGAGCUUUUUGGAAAUCCUGGUGAACAGCUGAUCAGACAGAGAACGCCUGUUCUUGCUCCUCAUUGUCAUUUAAACCAAUCAAAUAUGAAAAUGCACCACUGCCUCAGCAGAUAUACUCAAUCGAGUGUUAUUGCAACAGAUUUGUAUCUUUGAUGGAGUUUUUUUUAACCAGCCAAGUCUUUUUAAAGCUUUAUCGAUUGAUCUCUUCCUGCGGUAUCGAUCUGUCAGAUCUGCUGUCCUAAAAACAGAGUAAAUUAUUCAUCGUUUGGCAGCAGCAUCAAUGAUGUUUGAAGGUGAUCUGACUGACUUCCAAUCAGCUGAUCAGUCAGACUGAUGUCUGAUUAGCUUGUUAGCAUCCAUCUCCUCAGGAGAUACCAUUUACCAUGUGCAGAAACUUUAAACAAUGUUUUACAACAUCUUUGUUUUAGAGUUAAUGUAAUUAUCAUGAUAUUAACUUCACAACACUAACUAAGAGCCAAUUUAACGCGCUUCAUUCAGGCUGCUUCAGAGAGCCGAGCUUCAGCUCUAGCUGCUCGUUUGGCAGCGAGGCAAAAUAUUUCAGCCUAAUAUUAUGACAGCAUUGCUGUUAUUUAUUUAUUCUAGGGUUUUUUGUUUUUUUAUUUAGUUUUUCUCUUGAGUGUCCUUUUUUUGCCAAUAUAGCUCUGGGAAUAGAUGUCACAGAGCUAGAUGAUAGCUAACAGCUUUGCUUUCAUAAGCAGACCAGUAGGACUGUUACCAUAAGGUUCCAGUUCAUACUCUUAUGUCAAACUUCAUUGAAAAUUAUUUAGGGAUUAAAAUAUAAUAUCAUUUUAAAUGGACACAGAGGUGGAAAGUGAGAUGAGAAAGAAAUAGGGGAUAAAAACUAAGGGGAUAAAGAUAGAGACAGGAAAGAGAGAAAAUAAAAGCAAACUGCAAAAAUAGACAAUACAGAAGAUAUACAGUAACUGCUAGAAGUCUGCUUCCUGUA